AUGACUCUAACUAGCACUAGCGCUGGUCAACUAUACUUAUUGACCAUUGUUUUAUUAUUUUUAUUUGUACCUAAAAUUUCUUCUUCAAGUGAAAAUAAGCAGUUUCUUAUAAAUAGUAGGCUAGAAGUAAACGUACAGUCCUUAUUGUCAGAAAUAUGUGGCACAAAUUCAUCUUUGUUAAGCAUCGGCAUAAAAUCGCUCAGCAAUGAGAAUAGCGACCGUACGGUUGAAAAUCUAUGUGGCAACGACAUUUCCGAGGUGUUAUUAUGGAUCCCCGUCGGAAAUUUCGGAAAUCUUGCUGAGAUCGGAUCUUCUAAGCAUUAUCUAGGUAAAGGUGCUGGAGAUGUAGACUUUGCUGACUACUGCAGGUAUGACGCAACAACGAAGUUAUGUAGUACCUCUAGCGGUGUUGUAGAAGGGUCAAUCUUGUUGUUAGCCGAAAAGUUUCCUGAGCGGUAUGAGUUGCGUGAUAUGGUUUAUAAAAAAUGGACAAACUCUACCCACCUUGGAUCACCUAUACUUGCAUACGCAACGUUAAAAAAUCGUGAACCGACUUAUAGGUACGUCGAUCAGGAUAUUUCGUAUUUGGCCGACACGCGAAUCGAAUACACGUUACCGGCAACAGUAAAUCAUGGGCUUCCCUUGUCAGUUUUCCGCGGCAAAUUGGAAGCUUACAAACUGAUUGCUGGAGAAACUUAUUAUAACCGGAACUUUAAGACUAUUAACGGUAUUCGAUAUAUGAGUCCUUAUUCAACAAUAAAUAUUACCGUAAUUGGAUCUGAAAGCCGAGAUUACCGAGAAUUUCGCGCUAAAUUGAUCACUGUAUACACUGACGAGGAAGGCUACGGCUGGUCAAAAUCUCUUUCAUCGAUUGAAGCUGCGGUGGUUGAAACCAAACUAAUCGAAACUCACGUAGAAUAUGCACUAGCCGUAAAAAUAUUCGAACAACCAACAUCACAAUCAGCGCUCCCUGGUAGUAAUGUGAAGAAUGCCAUUGCGGACAAAGAACCGGUAUUUUCAAAAGGAAUUGUUGCAAAACCGGAAAACAUCCAUAUUCAUAUUAGUGAGCUAGACAUUGGUCAAGCGUAUCCUGGAUUCCGCAACGUGGCUAUCGGUGCCGCAGUGCUUUUCUUUUCUGUUCUUGGAAUUGCACUUAUUGAUAUAAUUAGGCGCGUUAUCGCCAACCGUCGAGCUAAACGAUUACACAUUGGAAAGUAUACUCGAACGUAA
Molecule: messenger RNA, 1230 nt
Organism: Anopheles nili
Lineage: Eukaryota; Metazoa; Arthropoda; Insecta; Diptera; Culicidae
Product: enolase-binding protein-like
Exons: 5
Coding region: 1-1230 (409 amino acids)
Source: RefSeq, a predicted model, not a curated record